GGGGGGGGUGUAUAUAUCCCCAGACAAUUGACACGUUAUGGGCCAACGGAAACGGCGUCGUGAACUGGUUUUGUGAUCAUCGUCAUCAUCACCAUAACCAACGACCAUCAUUGCUUUUCUUCUUCGGUAAUCCUAAGUAAUUCCUCAGAGUCUCACUGUGAAAAACACGAUUUUUGUAGCUUUUUUUGAUUUGUGGGUAUUUUGAUCUUAAAAAGAGGACGAAAAGGAGCAACAUGUUGGAGAAGAUCGGGUUGCCACCGAAGCCUUCGUUGAGAGAGAAUAAUUGGGUGGUCGAUGCCUCACACUGCCAGGGAUGUUCCGCUCAGUUCACCUUCAUCAAUCGCAAGCAUCACUGUAGAAGGUGUGGGGGCUUGUUUUGCAACAGUUGUACCCAACAAAAAAUGGUUUUACGUGGACAAGGUGGUUCACCUGUGCGUAUUUGUGAGCCUUGUAAGAAGCUAGAAGAGGCAGCACGGUUUGAGAUGCGACAUGGACGCAGAACUGGGAGAGGGAGCUUGAAAUCAACACCUAAAGAUGAAGAUGAGGUUUUGAGCCAGAUUCUUGGUCAAAAUAAAGAGGAACUCUUUUCAUCAGGAAAGCAGUCAACUAGUGACAAAGUUCCAAGCCGACAGAGAUCAGGUGGCAUGGCAUCUUCUUCAAGUACUUCCAGUUUUGAUGAUGGAGGAGACAUACAAAAAAUUCUCUCAAAUGAAAAGCCCAAUAUUUUGGGUAUUGAUUUGGGAUCCACCACUCCUGAUGAGUUACGUCAGCAAGCUUUGGAGGAAAAAAAGAAGUAUAAAAUUCUGAAAGGAGAUGGGAAAUCUGAGGAGGCAUUGAGAGCUUUUAAAAGAGGGAAGGAGCUUGAGAGGCAGGCUGAUGCUUUGGAAGUUCAAUUAAGGAAGUCUCGUAAGAAGUCUUUGCCAUCUGGAAACUCGUCAGACAUGCACAAUAGAGGUAUUCCUGUGGAGUCUGACAGGAAAACAAAGUCACUUCCUCAUGAGGAUAAAGAAAAGCAUGAUAUUACUUCUGAACUUAGAGAGCUGGGAUGGUCUGAUAUGGAUCUAAAUAAUGAAGAUAGAAAGUCAGUAAACUUGAGUUUGGAGGGUGAACUCUCAUCAAUAAUUGGAGAACUCUUUGCAAAAACAGGUGAAAAAAAGGGAAGUAGAAUUGACAAGACCCAAGUUGUUGCUCUGAAAAAAAAUGCUCUAAUGUUGAAGCGUGAGGGUAAACUUGCAGAAGCCAAAGAGGAACUGAAAAGAGCUAAAAUUUUAGAAAAGGAACUGGAAGAACAGGAACUCCUUGCUGAAGCUGAAGAUUCUGAUGAUGAGCUAUCAGCAUUAAUUCGUGGCAUGGAUGAUGAUAAAGAAAUUUCAAAUGUGUAUGAUCAUGAGAAUGGUUUUGAUUUUAAUCGUCUAUUGGCCAUUUCUGAUGAUCUUGAUGGUAAUUUUGAAGUGACAGAUGAGGAUAUGAUGGACCCUGAAUUAGCUGUUGCUUUGGAAUCAUUAGGUUGGACUGAACCUCAAAAUACAUCUUCCAUGUCUCAAACCUUUGACAAUGAAACAUUAGUUGGUGAAAUUCAGUCUCUUAAAAGAGAGGCUCUUAAUCAAAAGCGGGCAGGUAAUACUGAAGAAGCAAUGUCAUUAUUGAAAAAGGCAAAAUUAUUGGAAAGGCACUUAAACAGCUCUGGGCCUGAAGACGAUAAUACCAUCUCAAAAAAAUCAACUGCUGUAAGGAAAAGUUUGAAUUCUGAAAUUGCUAGUGAUGGAUCCAACUCCAUUCAAUUGGAUGAGAGAAAUAUGGGAAACAUUAAUGCCACUAAAAAUGUUGCUUCCACAGUGGCACCUAAAAGCAGAUUGACGAUUCAAAGAGAGCUUUUGAGUUUGAAAAAGAAGGCUCUCACAUUGAGAAGAGAAGGGAAAAUUAAUGCAGCAGAAGAAGAAAUGCGGAAGGGUGAAGCUCUUGAACGUCAGCUGAUGGAAAUGGAUAAGGCUUCAAAUCCUAAAACAUCUCGGAUGAAUACCACUGAUAAUGUCGCACAUACAGCACUCAAGCAUACUGAUAUCAAUAGCAAUCUACCACUUGAGGAUGGAAGUGAUAAUGAUGUAACGGAUCAAGAUAUGUCUGAUCCAACAUAUCUUUCACUCCUUAGGGACUUGGGUUGGAAUGAUGAAAAUAAUGAACUUGCUAAUUCUGCUAGCAAAUCUUUGAGGGAAGAUGAUAAGCAUUUUGUUCCAGUCAAUGGUACUCCUCCAACUAAACAAUCUACAAAUAUCUUGGUUGAAGCUCCAAGAAAAAGUAAAGUUGAAAUUCAGAGGGAACUCUUGGGUUUAAAGAGAAAGGCCCUUGCUCUCAGGCGUGAAGGGAAAGCCGAGGAUGCAGAUGACAUUCUUAAAAUGGCCAAAGCAUUGGAAACCCAGAUUACAGAGAUGGAAGCUGCAAAGAAUACAGCACAGGUUGUGGCUCCUAUGAUGAAAGACAAACUCAUCAAUCCUCCAGUUGAUGAAGAAAAGGACGUGGUUGUUUCAGAAGAGGAUAUGCAUGACCCAGCAUUGAAUUCAAUGCUGACUAGUCUAGGGUGGAAGGAUGAUGAAUCUGAACCUGUGACCAUAAAAGAAGCGCCAGUUAGGGAAGCUACUAAUAGGUUUACACAUACUAUGGACCUAUCUGUACAUGAUUCCUCUCUAGUCAUUCCUGCUACAGCUUCAAGGAGUAAGGGAGAGAUUCAAAGAGAACUUUUAGCAUUGAAAAGGAAGGCACUUGCUUGUAGGCGCAAGGGAGAAGGAGAAGAGGCUGAGGAAAUUUUAAGAAAGGCCAAGAUUUUGGAAGCCCAUAUAGAAGAUUUUGGAAGCCAGAAAAAGGACACACCACUAAAUGUUUCCAAGGAUGAACAAUCUGUUCUGUCUGAAUCCUGUGACUUCCAGGAAAGGCAUGGAAGUUUGGGUGUUGCUAUUGAAGUUGAUAAUGCUUCAGUCUCAUCUGUGGUUGGGUCAAGUAAGAAUAGUACCGUAACAACAUUUGAUUUAGAAAGAAUGAACGACACAAAUAUUCCUUUCUUAAGGAAGUCAGAUAAUUUAAUGCGUGCAACCUCUCAAUCUGCAGAUGAUAAACAUACAUUAUCUGCUGAGGUGAGUGAUUCAAGUGAACAUCUUUCAAAAAAGCUAAAAGCUGAAAAGACCACGGGUUACAGCUCCUCAGGUGGCCACUACAUGCACACGCUAGAUUUACUAACUGGUGAUGGUUGUAACAGUUCUGAAAUAUUGACUCAAAAACAAAAGGAAGAAAAACUUGGUUCGGCUAAUUCAUCUCUAGCUCGUCCUGCUCUUCAUUUGGACCCUUCAGUCAAUUUCAGCGAAGAUACAACUCAAAAGAGAAGAGCAGCGACUGAUACAAUUGAAAAGUCAAACAUAAGCGAGUCAAAUGCUGUUCAGAAUUAUGCUUCUCAGAGCCACCUUUCCUUGCGUCAAGAAAUUUUGGCUCACAAAAGGAAGGCAGUUACUUUGAAAAGAGAAGGGAAACUAGCAGAAGCCAAGGAGGAACUCCGACGAGCGAAGCUGUUGGAGAAGGACUUGAAAGAUGGAAGUAUGCAGCCAGACCCUGCCCCUACCAACAAUGUUUCCCAUGCAUCAAAUGUUGUGCAAAAGAAACAAGAAUCACCAAAUGUUGGUGCAAAACCAUUGUCUAGUCGCGAUCGUUUCAAAUUGCAACAGGAGUCUCUGGGGCACAAACGUCAGGCCCUAAAGCUACGGAGGGAUGGACGGAUAGAGGAAGCAGAAGCCGAGUUUGAACGAGCAAAGGCAAUUGAAACCCAGUUGGAGGAGCUGGCUAAUCAUGAUUCUAAGUUAGAUGCCGUAGAUGAUGUGACUGUUGAGGAUUUUCUCGAUCCUCAACUCUUAUCUGCACUGAAAGCUGUUGGACUUGAAGAUGUAAGUGCUGUAUCAAAAGGCACAGAAAGACAAGAGACUGUGAAAUCCAGUGCUAAAGUUGAAAACCCUAACCAAGAGAAAAUUCAGCUAGAAGAAAGAAUCAAAGAAGAAAAAUUGAAGGCAGUUAGUUUGAAACGUGCCGGAAAACAAGCUGAAGCCUUAGAUGCCCUUCGACGUGCCAAACUGUAUGAAAAGAAGCUGAAUUCAGUUCAGUAACAUCUGCGUGAUGAUGAAGUAAAUACUGCAACUUCAAGGUAGCAAGUCCUCGACCCUUGUUCAAAUUGUUAGUUACUUUUAUGUUAUUUUAAUUUGUGAACUUUUGCUACCAUUACAUGCAUGUUUGCUUUGUGUUCAUAAAUAUAUACAUGAUCAUUCGAAAGUUAACAAUUUUCAGAUGUGAUUCUAAAGAUUAAUAGAAUCAGUUUAUAUAAUUUGUUUACAUUUAGUGUUUUAAAAUUGGACACGUUGCUUUGCCGCAGAUCUAAGUUAUAGGCAGUGUUUUAGCCAUCUUCCAUUCGAUAACAAGAUAAGGUCUGAAGAUCUAUUAACUGAUUCACAACAUCGUCUAAGAGUUCGAUGCAGGAUCGAGAAAUAUGGGCCAGUUUGUUUUGAGAAACGUUUUCUGAUUUCAUUUCUUGUUUUAAUGAACAAUGAUAAAAAAUGUUGUAUUAUGUUUAUUGUUCUAUAACAAAAGGUUUAAUACAAUUUAUAUCCCCUAUGCCCACUGUGGCACCGUAUGCUUUUAUUAAGUUGAAGAAAUAAACACAUUGAACUCCUAUUCAACCAUGAAAAUAAUCUAGUCUCUGCACCAAACUUGGGGUGUUUCCUUAACAAGGAGUUUCCUCCUUCAAACAUUUACAACUUCAACAAUGCUAUUUUAACACUUGGGUAUAAACUGUUUUUUAAUUUGUACUGAGUACACAUUUUUUUCUUUAUUUUAAUUAAAUAAUGUAAAAAAGAAAAGGAGAUUUCGUGAAAUGAGGAACAAGCAACCUGCUCUUGCUGCCUGUAAAAAUGGCUCCUGUCACUUGCAAAAAUUCUAUCAAAAAUAAAAUUGCAAGAAUCAGAAAAAGAAGCAACCAAGCGUAAAGUAAGAGAGAUAUAAAAAGGGGAGCAAGUGCAUUAGGGGGAGGUUGGUUGAAAAGGAAAAAGAGAGAGAGAGAGGGAGUACCAAAGAAAAUUAAG
Molecule: messenger RNA, 5108 nt
Organism: Abrus precatorius (Indian licorice)
Lineage: Eukaryota; Viridiplantae; Streptophyta; Magnoliopsida; Fabales; Fabaceae
Exons: 3
Coding region: 234-4139 (1301 amino acids)
Molecular function (GO): protein binding; metal ion binding
Source: RefSeq, a predicted model, not a curated record